UUUACGAGUUAAGUUAGUUUAACCAUGGGUGCAGACAGGCCUAAUGGUGUGGCCAAUUACUGUAGGAGACCGCCGCAGCGCCCUCUGUUGCAGAAAUUGCAGUACGCUAUAUGGAACCCUGAGGAAGGUACCUUUUUGGGUCGCACGCCGCACAGAUGGGGUGUAAUCGGGCUGAUCUACCUGGUGAUGUACAUCUGCAUCAUCAUCUUCUUCUCCAUCUGCAUGUGCGGGCUGCUGGCCACCAUGGACGAGCGUGAGCCUUACUUCCAGCUCGCUGACUCCAUCAUAGGAGCCAACCCCGGCAUGGGACAUCGUCCGCUGCUGUACGAGGAAGGGGCUCUCAUCUGGUACGAUGCCGACAAUGACACGCAGAUCAAGAGAUACGUCGAUAACAUCAACGAGUUUCUCGCACCAUACGAGAACAAAUCUCUCCUCGCCAACGGCGGAGUAAACCAGAUAGACUGUGGGACCGUAAAGCCUCCUCGGGCCGAAGUCUGCUCCUUCAGCACCGAUCAGCUCGGAGACUGCUCUGCUGCGAAUGGAUUCGGGUACAGCAAUAGGAUGCCGUGCCUCAUCAUCAAACUUAAUAGGAUAUACAACUGGAACCCCGAGUUCUUCGAUGACCCCAAUGAGCUGCCGCCAGACAUGCCUCCUGAUAUCACGAACUAUAUCAACUCCACUACCUCUCCUCGAGAACGUCGCAGAGUAUGGGUUUCGUGCAAAGGCGAGCGGCCGGCGGACGUCGAAGCUUUGGGUCCACUCCGUUACUUCCCGUACCCAGGCCUGGACGAGACCUUCUUCCCGUAUGACAAUACACCUGGAUAUCUCAGCCCGCUGGUGGCCGUGCAACUUCUUAAGCCGAAAUUGAACCAGAUCAUCAACAUCCGCUGCCGGGCCUGGGCCCACAACAUACAGUUCACCGAGAGCCUGAAGGAGCGUCUCGGCUCCACUCAUCUCGAGAUCAUGAUCGACUGAGACCCUGGAUAGCUAUACGAUGUCAUCGGAGACGUCAACAAAUUAUAUCAUCAUCAGUGGUGUAGCAUCAUCUA
This is a messenger RNA of Cydia fagiglandana, 1049 nucleotides long. Its product is annotated as sodium/potassium-transporting ATPase subunit beta-2-like. The transcript has 7 exons. Gene Ontology annotation, molecular function: ATPase activator activity. The coding region runs from base 25 to 975 and encodes 316 amino acids. Gene Ontology annotation, biological process: intracellular sodium ion homeostasis; intracellular potassium ion homeostasis; potassium ion import across plasma membrane. The record is from RefSeq and is a predicted model, not a curated record. NCBI's taxonomy places the organism in Eukaryota, Metazoa, Arthropoda, Insecta, Lepidoptera, Tortricidae. Gene Ontology annotation, cellular component: sodium:potassium-exchanging ATPase complex.